Molecule: messenger RNA, 1135 nt
Organism: Durio zibethinus
Lineage: Eukaryota; Viridiplantae; Streptophyta; Magnoliopsida; Malvales; Malvaceae
Product: Mitochondrial transcription termination factor family protein
Biological process (GO): regulation of DNA-templated transcription
Molecular function (GO): double-stranded DNA binding
Source: RefSeq, a predicted model, not a curated record
CCCGCUACAAUAAGAAAACGAGCACAAUGCUGGUUUCAUCUCUCCAACUCCAAACACCCAAAACCCCAACUCCCCUUUACCUCAAAUUCCGCACUUCUCACCGUGAAAACAUUCGGUACCUCAAAGCCCUAGGCAUUAUAGACCCCAAUGCUAAGCCUCACAACCUCCCAUCCCCUCAAGCUGUCGACCAAGUCCUAUCCACCAUUAGCUUCCUCAAGUCCAAGGGCAUUCAUGACCAAGACUUCUCCCGCCUCGCCUUUCUUUGUCCACAACUCUUCUCCAACAACUUUGAUACCUCUGAAAUUGAACCUGUUUUCGAUUUCAUGAUCACUGACUUGCAUGCUUCUGUCCAAGAAUCACGCGGUUUGAUCGUUAACUGCCCUUACAUCUUGUUUUCGGACGUUGAAUAUUGUUUGAGGCCUACCCUUGAGUAUCUCAGGGGACUAGGAGUGGAGAAACUGAAUGUGCCAAACAAACAGAAGGCUUUUCUUUUGAAUACUAGGGUGGAGAAGCUCAGGGUCAAGAUUAGGUUCUUGAGGAGCAUAGGAUUGAGAUAUGAAGAGGCUGCAAGUUUUUGUGCUAGAAUGCCAGCCAUAUUUGGGUACAAUAUUGAUGAUAACUUGAUGCCCAAGUAUGAGUUCUUGGUGGGAGAAAUGGAGAGGAGUUUGGAGGAAUUGAAGGAGUUUCCACAGUACUUUGGGUUUAGUUUGCAUAAGAGAAUAGCACCGAGGCAUUGGCAUUUGAAGCAGAGGAAUGUUACCGCCAAGUUGAAUAGGAUGCUGUUAUGGGGUAACGAAAAAUUUUACUCAAAAUGGAAGUGAAAUCUGGGGUAAUUAUUCCUCGGAUCCUCUAAUCAUAUACAUAUUCAUGUACCAUUUCUCUUUUUUUUUUUUUCAGUAUUUUACCAAAAGAAUCGUAAAAUACUUAAUAUACUGAAAUUCAGUACAGUUCAGUGGCUGCUAAUGAAGAUGAAAUUUAGUCCUAAAAUCUAUCUUCCUUACCAUUGCCAUCUGUGGAUUUCACAAUUUUGGCUAGCUCCAAAACACCCUACAGGCUAUACUUGACUUUGAAUGCAGAACAGGCAAAGAUAUGCAUAGAUCUAGAGAAAAGCUGAACUAGAAAGCCUAGAAAUAGA